CAGAAGGACGGACCCAGGAGUCAAGAGAUAGAUGGAAGUGGUGCUGGUAAAGAUCGGAGCGACAUUACUGUCUGCAGUUAACUUUGCUGCAUUGUAAUGACUCUUGCGGACGUGGCGCUUGGCGCCCCGAGCAGGAAAAGGAAGGUGGGUUCGGUGAAGUUUCUUUCCGAAAUAACCUCCAGCUGCAACAACAACAGUAACAACAACAGUAGUGGUAUUGGAAAAGCGGCGAUUGUAAUUAAGCCGAUCUUGAAACAAGCGCACUCGGUGAGAAACAGGCUGAAAGGCGAAGGCGACAAAAAGGUGGUGGUGUUCACCGAAGCGGUAGCAGAGUUGUCCCCGUCGACAACGCCGACGGCAACGACCCCGGGAACGGCAGUAGACUCUACGGAAAAUGUUGAGAAUACAGAGAACGUGCCGGGCGUGUCUAUGCAAUCGGUCGACAAGCUGUUUUUGGCGUCCCACUCGGUGUUCGACCCCACGUCCAUAGACUCGUUGGACCAUUCGUAUCACACCAGGGCGAGUGGCAAUGCUGGUAGCACGAACUCCAGCACAGGCAGCAACCUCAGCUUGUUGCUGGACUACGACAGCAUCUCCAACAGCCCUGAAAAUUUCACAGCGGGUAAUAACAACAACAACAACAACAACAACAACAACAACAACGCUACGCUGGCGUCCAUCGAUUCAAUUACUAUGACUGGCACCAAGACCAACAGUGCUUUGGUCUACGAUAUAAAUAUGUACAAAAACGAAAUCAAACACAUCAAGCUCACAAUCAAGGACCUUAAGCGCCAGAAGAAGUGCUUGACGAGAAACCAGCACCGCGUUUCGUUAUGUAAACUUUUUAGUAGACAACACUGACCCCGUUACAUACAGCUAUGCAGAGGGGUGUGCCAACCUGCCCACGCCCACUUUGGUAUAUUCAUAUAUAUAGUGUAUGGACAAUACCCGCAACGUUGACUCCAC
Molecule: messenger RNA, 966 nt
Organism: Pichia membranifaciens NRRL Y-2026
Lineage: Eukaryota; Fungi; Ascomycota; Pichiomycetes; Pichiales; Pichiaceae
Exons: 1
Coding region: 97-861 (254 amino acids)
Source: RefSeq, a predicted model, not a curated record